Cordyceps militaris CM01 is the source of this 2487-nucleotide messenger RNA. RefSeq names its product nuclear pore complex subunit Nup192, putative. Bases 1 to 2487 code for a protein of 828 amino acids. NCBI's taxonomy places the organism in Eukaryota, Fungi, Ascomycota, Sordariomycetes, Hypocreales, Cordycipitaceae. The transcript is spliced from 3 exons. Gene Ontology annotation, cellular component: Cul4-RING E3 ubiquitin ligase complex. Gene Ontology annotation, molecular function: ubiquitin protein ligase binding. The record is from RefSeq and is a predicted model, not a curated record. Gene Ontology annotation, biological process: DNA damage response; protein ubiquitination; ubiquitin-dependent protein catabolic process.
AUGCACUCCGUUGCGGACCAGGAAAUCUCGCCCUCUCGCCGCCGUCCGCGACCAGCCUCGUCCUCGUCGCUCGCCUCCGCCCCGAAGCGCCCCAAAUUCGGUGACGCCGCCAUGGCCAGUGCCAAAGCGCGGGGCAAGCUGCCCGAGGUGAUUGACCUCACCGAGAAGCCGUCCGCCUUCCAGCCCCAUGCGGGCGCCAAGAAGCUCUUCAUCAAAAAUCUUCGCCCCGCGUCGCUCGACGUGCGGAUGGAACACUACUACGCCAAGACGGAGGAGGAUCUCGACGGCGGGCUGGGUGCCAUCUUUGCGGGGCGUAAACCUGCAGUGCCGCUUGAGAGGCUUUACCGCGGUGUUGAGGAUAUCUGCCGCCAAGGAAACGCCGAAAAGAUCUACCGUAUGCUGAUGAAACGCGUUGAGAGACACCUGCACUCGGUCGUGCUACCUCGAAUAGUAAAGGUUGGCGACAUGCCGGAGGUUGAUAUCCUAAGAAACGUCUUGGCUGAGUGGAAGAUUUGGAACCAUCAAACGGUCCUCAUUCGGUCCACAUUCAGCUAUCUCGACAGAACGUACCUAUUACGAGAAGCCCUUCCCUCGAUCAACGACAUGACUAUUUCUCACUUUCGCAGAAUGCUAUUUAGCUCACAAUCUGGAAACCGUAGCUUAGAAAACCACGUUAUUGGCGGAACAUGCAAGUUGGUGGACUACGACAGACGCGGUACGACCUGGAUGGAUGGCGAACUUCUCAAAGAUUCCAUCAUGAUGUUCUACGUCCAAGGUGUCUAUACAAAGCACUUUGAGCCAGUGAUGAUCAAGACUUCCAAAAUCUAUUAUCAAGAGUUUGGAGCCGCACGGAGCACCGAUGAUCUGAAGGUGUAUAUUGCCGCUUGUGAGAGGUUGCUAACAAGAGAAGCUAGUCGCUGCAUGGCAUAUAAUCUGGACAGCACGACGGAACGACUGUUAUUGGAGCUGGCACACCGAAUCCUCAUCAACGACUACUCUGAAAAGUUACUAAACGAAGGAAGUCUGGCGAACCUGAUAGGCGACAAGGAUUUGAAGUCGAUGAAGGGCCUCUACGACCUGCUCAAACUCUCUGGUCUACAGAAGAAACUAAAGCAGCCCUGGGCCGACUAUGUCAAAAAGACGGGCGCGGAUAUUGUCUCAGACAAGGAACACGGGGACGAGAUGGUCAUCCGUCUUCUGGAGCUGCGCCGGUCCCUAGACCUGAUGAUUCGGGAUGCCUUUGGCAGGGACGAAGAUUUCUUGUGGGCGAUGCGUGAAUCAUUUGGCAACUUUAUGAAUGAUCGCACUGUGGCUGGGUGCUGGGACACGGGUACCUCCAAGAUUGGCGAAAUGACUGCCAAGCAUAUCGACAUGCUGUUACGCGGCGGCAUAAAGACGUUGCCCAAGUCGUUGCUAUCUGACAGCCAAGACCGAGCCACUGCCGAGAGAGCAGGUCAGGCGAGCACAGCCGACGAAGAUGCCGAGCUAGACAGGCAGUUGGACAACUCGCUCGAAUUGUUUCGCUUCAUUCAGGGAAAAGACGCUUUCGAGGCGUUUUAUAAAAAGGAUCUGGCAAGACGACUACUCAUGGGCCGCAGUGCCAGCCAGGAUGCUGAACGCAGCAUGCUAACGAAGCUGCGCGGAGAAUGUGGUGCCAAUUUCACGCAAAAUCUGGAACAAAUGUUUAAGGACCAGGAACUUGCCAAGGACGAGAUGGAGGCCUAUAAGCAGCACUGCCAAAACACAUCCGACGACAAACCGUCUGUGGAUUUGAACGUCAUGAUUCUAUCAUCGGCCGCUUGGCCAUCAUAUCCGGACAUCCGCCUGAACCUACCCGACGAUGUCGCCACCCAAAUCGAGCGGUUUGACCGACAUUACAAAGGCAAGCAUACCGGACGUGUGCUGACCUGGAAGCACUCGCUGGCGCACUGCUCCGUCAAGGCCGUCUUCACCAAGGGAUCCAAAGAGCUUCUCGUGUCCGCAUUCCAGGCCGUCGUGCUGCUCAUGUUCAACACGGCCAGCAGCGGGCCCCUGACGUACGAGCAGCUCUCCACUGGCACCGGGCUGACGGGCGGUGAGCUCGACCGCACGCUACAGUCGCUGGCGUGCGGCAAGGCACGCGUCCUGAGCAAGCACCCCAAGGGCCGCGAGGUCAAGAAGACGGACACGUUUACGUUUAAUGCGGCCUUUUCGGACCCCAAGUACCGGGUCAAGAUUAACCAGAUCCAGCUCAAGGAGACCAAGGAGGAGAACACGGCGACGCACGAACGCAUUGCCCAGGACCGACGCUUCGAGACGCAGGCCGCCAUUGUGCGCAUCAUGAAGAGCCGCAAGAGCAUGGGCCACGCGGAGCUAGUUGCGGAAGUUAUCACCCUGACAAAGAAGCGAGGCAGUGUGGAGCCGGCCGCCAUCAAGAAAGAAAUCGAGAGCUUAAUCGAGAAGGACUACAUCGAGCGUGAAGGAAAUGCUUACAUAUACAUGGCGUAA